GCUGAACCGAGAGCACAAGGAGACGUGUGAAAUGGACUGGUCCGACAAAGUGGAGGCCUACAACAUCGAUGAUACCUGCUCCCGCUACCACAGCCAGAGCACUGAGGUGCAGUCCCACCAGCACUCGGCCCGGCUGGAGGAAAGCGCUUCCACUCCCGAGACGUGGGCCAAGUUCACCCGGGACAACCUGUACCGCGCGGAGCGUGAGCGUCUUGCUUCGGUCAACCUGAGGCAGCUCAUCGACUCCAUCAUGCGGGACACAUCCGAAGACCUUCGGCUGCAGUGUGACGCGGUGAACUUGGCAUUCGGACGCCGCUGCGAGGAGUUGGAAGAUGCGCGCCACAAAUUGGACCACCACCUGUCGAAGUUUCGGCAUCUGGGCGCCUG
Chrysochloris asiatica (Cape golden mole) is the source of this 387-nucleotide messenger RNA. Its product is annotated as tektin-4-like. The record is from RefSeq and is a predicted model, not a curated record. NCBI's taxonomy places the organism in Eukaryota, Metazoa, Chordata, Mammalia, Afrosoricida, Chrysochloridae. The transcript has 2 exons. Gene Ontology annotation, biological process: cilium movement involved in cell motility; cilium assembly. The annotation marks the transcript as partial. Gene Ontology annotation, cellular component: microtubule cytoskeleton; nucleus; sperm flagellum.